This is a messenger RNA of Salmo salar (Atlantic salmon), 3579 nucleotides long. The record is from RefSeq and is a predicted model, not a curated record. NCBI's taxonomy places the organism in Eukaryota, Metazoa, Chordata, Actinopteri, Salmoniformes, Salmonidae.
UUUCACAUGCACAGUCAUUAUCAGGAAACUGCAUGGUUUGGGGGGGAGGAGAAUUACAGUACGGGAAGCAGAUAGGAAUAUAAAUACUGCGCUACAAAACAAUAUAUGUUACAGCUGUGAUAUGAUUAUGAAAGAGCCUCUGAAGGAACAAGGAAUACUUCUAUUAAGUUAGAAUGGAGCAGGCCUUUCUUUUGGUUUUACAAGUAGUCUUAUGGCCCACUCUUGCAGCCUUGUUCACAGUGGAGGUGGACAGUCCAUUCCACGUGGCAGAGUUCCACGGUGUAGUCACCAUGGGUUGCAGGUUCCAACCUGGGGGCCAGGGCCCAAACUUGUCAGUGAUAUGGCAUCGCAUCUGGCCUCCUCCAGUUGUGGAGGUGUACAGGCUGGAGAACAGACAGGAAGACCUCACUUCCCAGAAUCCCCAGUACCGUGGCAGGGUACGAUUGGUGACGGAAGAGAUGACCAAUGGGUGGGCCAAGCUAGAGGUGUCCAUGCUGAGGAUCAAUGACUCUGGGACCUACCAAUGCCUCGUGGAAAUGUCGGGAGCUGAUUACAAACAGACAACUUUGACUGUUAAAGCCUCCUAUAAAACUAUUGUUAAAAGCAUGAAGAGACGUAGGGGAGAUGAGGUAGAGCUGGUCUGUGAGUCUGAGGGUUAUCCUCUGGCCACUAUGACCUGGAAAGACAGGAGUCUCAGGAACAUUAAGUCCAAUGACACCACUGUUAGAACUCCAGACCAGCUUUUCCAAGUCACCAGCAAGAUAACAGUGAAAUCCUCUGACAAAAACAACUACACCUGUGCCUUGGUGGAGAAAGGGGAAGUUCCAAAGGGUCCAUCAGCCAGGUUUGACAUCCCAGAUGAAAUAGACCUACCAGCAAUUCAUAGUAAAUGUAACACCCUUUCUAUUGUGUUGGGCACAUCACUGACAGUGGCCUUGGUCAUUGCUGCUGCCAUCUUUGGCUGUCGCAGAUGGAGAGGGAGGCCCAGGGAUCCCAGCACCCCAAGCACUAACACCCUCCUGGAUUAGCAGAGAUCGGACCUGGACUCCUUUAGUGUCUAGCAGCUUCAACUGGCCCUGGUAAUAAACUGUCAGAGGGUCACACAGAUGACCUGUUCCAGGAGGUAAUAGAGAAGGAGCUUGUCAGGACUGUGCUGAAGCUCCUCAGUUAGACUGAGACUGUAAACUGUGUGCAAAGGACUGAGAACACAAAAGACUCAUGUACACACGUACACUCACAUUGACUCUGUCAGAUAAAGUUUAAUCAUGUUACAUUUACUGAUACCUCAAGAACAUGUUUUACGUUUUUAUAUUAACAACACAUUUCACAAUUGUUUUGAUAACAACAAACCACUGAUAAUGUGCUUAUACCCAGUGGCGAUUUUAGCAUGUAAAUCUUGGUGGGGCAAAUGCCACAAUUUUUUUUAAUGCAUGCCAGCAAAGACACAACAAUACACAACACUAAACAAUACAUGAAUUGCACUAUAACAGUGACAAACGGUGCCUACAUAAAGCUGUCCCAACAGCACCAUGGAGUGAAUCCUUACCACUGCUACACCUGGCUAUCAGUGGAGCCUCGUCUGGCAGCGAAACAGUUCAUUCAGCCCCAUUUACUGACUUUUUAAAAACAUACCUGAUAUGGCUGACUUGCAAAUGUGACAAAUGUGGUGUCUACUCACUCCUUGUGGAUUUGUGUAAGUCGAUAAGAUCCUCAUUGUCCUUUAAUAGUAACGAACUCCAACAUGAGUUUUGAAUUUUGAACCAUACACAAACAUUAUUACAUUUAUGUUCAAUAAAUUCAUAAUGUUUGUUCUUUAUCAUUAACACUUAAUUCUAAAGUGCAAGCAAACAAGCUGCGACGAGGUAGGCCUAUUAGUUCAGCACUUUAAAAAUGGACACCAACAGAAAUUCAGAUAGAUUCAGAUAGUGAGAGAGAUACAGUUAGCUUACCAUUUUAUUUGGCCUAUGUGGUCUAAAAAGGAAGGAACAUACAAUCAUAGACAAUAUACCGACACACAGACAGUGCAAACAAAACGACCCUUGCAAUAUAUACUGGAAAUACAUGAACUUUUUGUUGAAAACAAAUAUUUGAAUGGGAAGAGACUGUCACUGGCCAACAUGUUUACAGACCGAAUAACAUUAUAUAGUAUCCCCUCCUCGUGAAGAAAAGCACACGAGCUAAUUUAUGCAGCAGCAUACAAGAUGUUUUUGGACUCACCAUUGUUGUGCUGUGGUCACUUGAACUGGAAGGUGGUUCCUUCUUGUGGGAAAAUGUUGUCAUCAAAGGUGCUUUCAAGACAACUGGGAACGCUGAAAAAAAACAAGGUUGAAUCAUGACGUCAGUGAUCUUCAGGUCGGAACUAGUUCCCGGCUUGGAAUUCUGAGUUGGAUGACCGUUCAAAAUGUAUUUUCCCAAUCUCAGCAUGUUUUUUUUCUAAGUUUCCAGUUGUCUUGAACUCACUGAAGUUUGAGAUUUCCCAGUUUCGAGCUUCUAGUUGUUUUGAAUGCAGCAGAAGUCAUGCUGGAUUGACAGCAUGGCCAAUGUAUUCAACCUUUUUUGGCCCAUGGUGUUGCGAGUGAAUGUUUAUCCUUUUAAGCUUGGAAAAGACACAAUUUCAGACAGAUGUUUUAAACCCUUAAACCCAGACUUGGACCAUACACCCUGUCCACUGAAUAGUAGGCAGGGGAAGCAAAAUAGUGAUUGCUUUGCAACGCUUGCAGUUAGCCACUGAUUCCUUCCCAACCACUCAUUGUUGAAUUUGCGAUUUCCGACUUGUUGUAUAAUGUUUAUGUCCAAUGGCCGUUGAGCACCGAUACCUAUGGCAGCACCCAAGGGGGCUAGAACUGCCUAGCACUCCCUGUAGAUUCUGUGGUGAUGUAGUGUCCCCAUGGGUGACAGAACACUGAGCCAAUCACGGCGCAACUAGAGAACAUUACCAAUGACUACGCUCUGCAUAUUUCUCUGGCUGCCCCUCCACCACAGAAAGCACUGAGCUAGGCUGAAACACUUGCAUUUUGGAGCUGUCUUACUCAAGAAACAGACCAUGUUUGUAGGCUGCUUUAUUAACUCUAUGUGACAUGAAUUAAUGCCAAAAUAAUAUAUAUUUUUGCUUAACAGGUGGGGCUCAAAACAGGUGGGGCUCUGCCCCCUCCUGCCCUGAAUGACGGGUCGCCACUGCUUAUACCACAUUUACUUGCUGUAUAUGCUGUACCUUUACUAUGUAUAAUACAGAGAUAAUAACAUGUUACAUGUUUAUACAGAGAUGUCCCGUGUUGGGAGGUGUUAUUGAAAAAACAGUUCACCUCCAUGCUCACCAUGAAACUCCAGAAAGCAAAUGGGUGAUUUCAGCCACAGUUUUAGUAUUGCUCAUAUUAAUGCAGUUAUUUACAGUACCUUAAGGAUUUUAUGCUGUUUGAUACUCAUUAUGAGUCUAACCAUUUGCUGACCACAGUUUCAUUUUCAGUCCAAUGUACUUGUUCCUGUAAAACAAACUGUCUAAAGACAGCUGUGCCGAAGCAAGGAAAUGCUCUUGAUAUUUCCCACAAAAUAAAACAUUCAGUCAUCAAACAAACUCAGUCA